Messenger RNA from Oncorhynchus keta (chum salmon), 3678 nucleotides. It is a transcript of the gene abcb6b, whose product is annotated as ATP-binding cassette, sub-family B (MDR/TAP), member 6b. The transcript has 18 exons. Gene Ontology annotation, biological process: transmembrane transport; heme transport. NCBI's taxonomy places the organism in Eukaryota, Metazoa, Chordata, Actinopteri, Salmoniformes, Salmonidae. The record is from RefSeq and is a predicted model, not a curated record. Bases 1661 to 3661 code for a protein of 666 amino acids. Gene Ontology annotation, cellular component: membrane. Gene Ontology annotation, molecular function: ABC-type heme transporter activity; heme binding; ATP hydrolysis activity.
ACUGCCAUUACCUAUCACUGUACUGCCAUGACCUCUCACUGUACUGCGGUGGUCCUUCUGUAGCUCAGUUGGUAGAGCAUGGCGCUUGUAACGCCAGGGUAGUGGGUUCGAUCCCCGGGACCACCCAUACGUAGAAUGUAUGCACACAUGACUGUAAGUCGCUUUGGAUAAAAGCGUCUGCUAAAUGGCAUAUAUUAUUAUUAUUAUUAUUAUUAUUAUUACUGCCAUUACCUAUCACUGUACUGCCAUGACCUCUCACUGUACUGCCAUUACCUCUCACUGUACUGCCAUUACCUCCCACUGUACUGCCAUUACCUCCCACUGUACCGUACCUCUGCAGUGAAGAGGAAAAUCAGAAACUGUUGGAGGACAGUCGAAGUUGAUAAAACUUCUCGUUUUUUAAAAGUAAAAAUGACCCUUAGCCUUUAAAAAAAAAAGAAAUUGAAGGAUACUUUUGCAUUAUUAAAAAAUGGCCUCAGAAGCCUCCUAUUGGUCCGAUUUUUGCAACUUAUUUACCAAUCACAAUAUGCUUUGUUUUUGUAUUUCCAUUGUGGUCCCUGAACCCAUAGGAUCAUUUAAAAAAAAUGAAGAGCCCUGUUACUUUUAUUUACAUGUUUAUCAAGUUCACCACCAAGGGUCUGUGCUCUGCGGGUUCCUUGGGACAUCUCUACUCCCUAUGAAGUUGACAUUUAAAACGAAAAAAAGAGUUGUUGAAUUUUGUCUUCACUCUCACUAACAGGUGAAAUUAUACAAUGUACAACAGCUGGCCAUACUCACUGCUCUACUAAUGAUACAACAUGUUACAACUUCUAGGAGAAAACACUGGAGACAACGAUACAAUGUAACAAUGGUACAACAUGUUACAACUUCUAGGAGGAAACACUGGAGACAACGAUACAAUGUAACAAUGAUAUAACAUGUAACAACUUUCCUUGUAACUGCUUUAGAAUGAAGUAUUAAAGCUGAAUUGACCUCUAUUUAAACUGGACAAUGGCAGGGCAGACCCUCUCACAUGACCACAUGCCCCGGUCAUGUGAGAAAUACCACCCAAUCCAUAGAGAAUGAUAGAGGCCUCUAGUGGCCAAAAGGCUGCAUUAGCAUGGGCAGGGCCAUUGAGGGCUUCCACCAUGAGAAUAUAUUCAACUGGGUGGGACCUUCAACCUCAUUGGCUGAUUCCUCGUGGUGACCCUGUUUGAGUCGUCAGGAGAGAUCAGCCAAUCGUGAAAAAAAACCUACUUUAAAAUGGUGAUAGCAUCAAUGGCACUGCCCGUGCUGUCACAGACACUAUAAUGUCACAGAUACAAAGAUGAGUCCUCUAUCUAUCUCUAUGAUCCCAUCCUGACUGCUAAGUAGACAUGUGUUAUCAUGUUAUCUCUAAAUACCGAUGGUUCAUAUGGAACGGUCGGUUCCUGGACAGAUGUGUAUGAUGUCACUCUUUUAAAGCAUGCGAAUUCUACCAUCUGUUCUCCCUGAGCGCCGUGUGGAAGUUUAGAACGCAGAACGUGCUGACGGUGCAGUUUGCCCCCCCCCCCCAAAAAAAAAACAAAGAAAAAGGCACAGCAACCUGGUAACAUCGGUAUGUGGCCUGCAGGCGACCCACUGUUGAACAUUAGUCAGAGCUGGAGGCACGAGGAACAAAUCCUCUAGUUCAGUUUAUCAAAUGGCAAAUCAAGAUGCAAAAGGAGCUGGAAUUACUCUGACUAUUGAGCCUGACAAUAGAAGGCAACAGAAAGCCAGUGAGCCUCCACCUAUGUCCUUCCCAUCCACAUCCAAGUCGUCCCAGACCGUGUCAACAUGGCAUGGUUUUGGGCAGAAGGUGCGUCUACUGGCCCCUUACCUGUGGCCCCGGGGCAGCCUGCCUCUUCAGGUAAUGGUCCUGCUCUGUCUGGCCCUACUGGCCAUGGAAAGGGUCAUCAACGUCUUCGUCCCCAUCUACUCCAAAAACAUAGUGAAUAAUCUGUCUGAUGGCAGCAGCUGGAGGACCCUGGCCACCACCGUGUGUAUUUAUGUCCUGCUCAAAUUCCUCCAGGGUGGAGGGGCAGGUACAUCAGGGUUUAUCAGUAACCUGAGGUCCUUCCUGUGGACGCAGGUCCAGCAGUACACCAGUAGGGUGGUUCAGGUCCGUCUGUUUGGUCACCUCCACUCCCUGUCGUUGCGCUGGCACCUGGGGAGACACACUGGGGACGUUCUGAGUAGUGUAGACCGAGGAACAUCUUCUAUCAACAGCCUGCUCAGCUACAUCAUCUUCAGUAUCCUGCCCACCAUCGCUGAUAUAGUCAUCGCCAUCCUCUACUUUGUAUCCUACUUCAGUGCCUUGUUCGGCCUCAUCGUCUUCAUCUGCUUGCUGAUCUACCUCACUUUCACCAUCCUGAUCACUGAGUGGAGGACCAAGUACAGACGAGCCAUGAACACUCAGGACUACAACGCCAAGUCUAAGGCUGUGGACUCGCUGCUCAACUUUGAGACGGUGAAAUAUUACAACGCUGAGGGGUAUGAAGUGACCUGCUUCGAGGAGGCAAUUCUGAAGUACCAGCAGUCAGAGUGGAAGACCAACGCCUCGUUGGCCCUACUGAACCAGACCCAGAACCUGAUCAUUGGCUCAGGGCUAUUAGCAGGUUCUCUGCUCUGUGCUUACAUGGUCACAGAAGGCCAGUUCCAGGUUGGUGACUAUGUCCUGUUUGGCACCUACAUCAUCCAGCUGUACACUCCUCUCAACUGGUUUGGCACAUAUUACAGACUAAUCCAGAGUUCCUUUAUUGACAUGGAGAACAUGUUCAAGAUCUUAACAGAACACAAAGAGGUGAAAGACGAUGUCAGCGCCACAGACCUCCAGUUGACAACGGGCGAGGUGAAGUUUCAGAACGUGAGCUUCAGCUACACUGAGGGGAAUGUGAUUCUCAGGGGUAUAUCGUUCACUGUGAUGGCCGGCCAGACUGUUGCUCUGGUGGGCCAGUCUGGUUCAGGUAAAAGCACUAUCCUCCGUCUGCUGUUUCGCUUCUAUGACGUCCAGGGAGGAUGCAUCCGUAUCGAUGAACAGGAUAUAUCCAGGGUGACCCAGACCUCUCUCCGCUCCUACAUCGGUGUGGUUCCUCAGGACACGGUGCUCUUCAAUGACAGCAUAAGAAACAACAUCCGGUACGGACGCAUUCCCGCUAGUGACCAGGAGGUGGAGGAGGCUGCCCUCGCUGCGGACAUACACUACAAGAUCCUGUCACUGCCCGAGGGGUAUGAGACCCAGGUGGGAGAGAGGGGUCUGAAGCUGAGUGGAGGAGAGAAACAGAGAGUAGCCAUCGCCCGUACAAUCCUGAAGGACCCCCGUAUUAUACUGCUGGAUGAGGCCACGUCAGCCCUGGACACACAGACAGAACGCAACAUCCAGGCUUCACUCUCCAAAGUCUGUGCCAACAGGACCACUAUAGUAGUAACACACAGAUUGUCGACCAUCGUUGGCUCAGACCAGAUCCUGGUAGUCCAUGAUGGCCAGAUUGCCGAGAGAGGGAGGCAUGAGGAGUUGCUGUCCCAGGGAGGUUUGUACUCUGCUAUGUGGCUGAAACAGCAGCACAGCACAGCCAAGACAGAGACAUACAACUCUAACCCAGAGGGUCAGCAGGCCACUACUCCCCACCACGGUCCCUUAGCCAGUAUCCCAGCACAGAGCUAACCUACAGCUAACCAGGG